GCUCCAGGCUUUUGUAAAGGGUCACGUUGCGUUGCAGCAGUGAAACAGGAGACUCCUCUGCAUCCUCAUCAACCCCAGCCUACCUGCACCCUCUACGAACAGACACCCACCAGCAGCCACCAUGACUCACCAGUAUCCCGCACUGACUCCUGAGCAGAAGAAGGAGCUGCAGGACAUCGCUCAGAGGAUAGUAGCUCCAGGAAAGGGCAUCCUCGCUGCUGAUGAGUCCACCGGCAGCAUGGCGAAACGUUUGAACCCCAUCGGGGUUGAGAACACAGAGGAGAACAGGCGUCGCUACCGCCAGCUGCUCUUCACAGCCGACCAGCGCAUUGACAACUGUAUCGGAGGCGUCAUCUUCUUCCAUGAAACCCUCUACCAGAACACAGACGACGGCACGUCUUUUGCUAAGCUCAUCCAAGACCGCGGCAUUGUUGUUGGCAUCAAGGUGGACAAAGGUGUUGUGCCCCUGGCUGGAACAAAUGGAGAGACCACCACUCAGGGUCUGGAUGGGCUGUCUGAGCGUUGUGCGCAGUACAAGAAGGACGGCGCAGACUUCGCCAAGUGGCGCAGCGUGCUGAAGAUCAGCGACACCACGCCGUCUGAGCUGGCCAUCAUGGAGAAUGCUAAUGUUCUGGCAAGAUAUGCCAGCAUCUGCCAGCAGAAUGGUAUUGUUCCUAUUGUGGAGCCUGAGAUCCUCCCUGACGGAGAACAUGACCUGAAGCGCUGCCAGUAUGUCACUGAGAAGGUCCUUGCUGCAGUCUACAAGGCUCUGUCCGACCACCAUGUGUACCUGGAGGGGACUCUGCUGAAACCCAACAUGGUCACAGCCGGACACUCCUGCCCCAACAAGUACAGCAGCGAGGAAAUCGCCAUGGCUACCGUCACUGCCCUGCGCCGCACUGUGCCUCCUGCCGUCACAGGAGUGACCUUCCUGUCCGGUGGCCAGUCUGAAGAGGAGGCCAGCGUAAACCUUAAUUCCAUCAACAACUGCCCACUUGCCAAGCCGUGGGCCCUGACCUUCUCCUACGGCCGCGCCCUGCAGGCCUCCGCCCUGAGCGCGUGGAAAGGAGAGCUGAGCAAUGAGAAGGCCGCCACCGAGCAGUUCAUCAAACGUGCUGAGGCAAACGGAUUGGCUGCACUCGGCAAGUACGAAUCCGCAGGAACCGGUGGCGCCGCUGGACAGUCCCUCUACGUGGCUAACCACGCCUACUAAACACCGACCACGUUGAGCUGUGGCCUAGUCGUAGUCUUAUAUCUGCUCUGCUAUCUCCCUCUUUACUUCUCCAUCAAUCACUGGCCUGCGCUGUCUGCUGUACUUUAAAUUGUCAGAGUUAUCAAAAUUACUUUAUUAGAUAUGUGUAUUUAAAACAUAAUGUGAAACCAUACUACUAAAGGGAACAAUCUUGUUUUUCUUGCAUUUUAAUCAGACUAAUCGGAUAAGGUUUUAAACAAUUCAUGACUGAAGUGGAAACUAUUUUAAUUUUCUGUCUCUUAACAUUUAUUAUGUUCAUUGACAAGAAGUUAGAAGCUGCAAAUGUUAACAGUGGAUCAAGUUAAACAGCCAGUAUUCAUGCCUCUUCUUAACUGCACCUCUGUGCUUUCUCCCCCGUGAUGCAUCUCGAGCUCCUCCCAAGCAGGGACGGGUGUGUGUGUCAGUGUUUGGCUGUAUUGCCUCAUCUUUAAAAACGCUACUGUAACACCCUCACUGACAGCGGGACCAACCGACUACUAGUGGCAUCAGUGUAUCUGUAGAGGGGCGAGACUUUACAGAUUGAGUCGAUCCUUUGAGCAACUGUCCAAACGUGUGGAGUUGUACUUUGUGGUACUUUCAGACAGCUGUAGCUCCAGCAGAGGUCAGCAGACUCUCUGUAACAUAUGACUAUACACCAGGAUCUACGCUAACCUUUCUGUUCACGCUUUUACUCACCACUAAUCGGAGAAACAUCUUGUGUGUCUAAUAUCAGUAUAACAUUAGCUUUAAAUUACCCACAGUACUUAACGUAUUCAGUUGUGUGAAGAUGUCGAUAUCAUGUGACGCUUGUGUGUUAUCCCUCCCUCCUGAUUUCCCCCCUAGUUCGCCCCUCAGGAAGAGGAGAUGGUUUCUGUUCAUGUGGACCAAUGAGUGGGGUUGUCACAGGGGGAAACAGUCACUGCUGUGUUGGAUUCCUGUGAUGUUUGUGAUGUUAAUAUUGUUCUUGAAUCACUCAGUGUGUCAAAUAGUGGAGACAAAUAAAAUAAAAUAAAACAUUAA
Labrus bergylta (ballan wrasse) is the source of this 2251-nucleotide messenger RNA. It is a transcript of the gene aldocb, whose product is annotated as aldolase C, fructose-bisphosphate, b. Gene Ontology annotation, biological process: fructose 1,6-bisphosphate metabolic process; glycolytic process. Lineage: Eukaryota; Metazoa; Chordata; Actinopteri; Labriformes; Labridae. The record is from RefSeq and is a predicted model, not a curated record. Gene Ontology annotation, molecular function: fructose-bisphosphate aldolase activity. Gene Ontology annotation, cellular component: cytosol.